AUAGGUAGUAUCCUGGUCUCAGUGAACCCCUAUAGGAUGUUCAACAUAUACGGAACUGACAUGGUGCUGAAGCACAAGGGAACCGCUCUGGGAGAGAACCCUCCACACCUGUUUGCCAUAGCAAACGUCUCCUACACCAAAAUGAUGGAUGCCAAACAGAACCAGGUUAUUAUAAUCAGUGGGGAGAGUGGAUCAGGGAAGACUGAAGCCACUAAACUGCUGCUGCGUUACCUAGCAGCAAUACACCACAAACACAACAUUACACAACAGAUUAAGAUUCUUGAGGCAGCUCCUCUUCUGGAAUCAUUUGGAAAUGCCAAAACAGUUCGUAACGACAACUCCAGUCGCUUCGGGAAAUACGUGGAGAUCUAUCUGGAACAGGGUGUUAUCAGCGGUGCCAUAACCUCUCAGUAUCUGAUGGAAAAGUCCCGUAUAGUCUUCCAGGCCAAAGAUGAGAGGAACUACCAUAUCUUCUAUGAGAUGCUGUCAGGUCUUCCGCCCCAGCAGAGACAGGCCUUCUACCUGCAGGAGGCAGAGACGUACUAUUACCUGAACCAGGGAGGGGAUUGUGGCAUAGCAGGAAAGAGUGACAGGGACGACUUCCUCCGUCUGCUGGCUGCCAUGGAGAUCCUACACUUCACCCCUGACGACCAGGCGUUCAUCUUUAGAGUCCUGUCUUCUAUUCUACACCUGGGGAACGUCUACUUCCAAAGAUACGAGGCGGACGGCCAGCAGGUGGCGUCUGUGGUCAGUGCUCAGGAGAUCAGAGUCAUCGCUGAACUGCUCCAGAUCUCCCCUGAGGGACUCCAGAAGGCCAUCACACACAAAGUCACGGAGACCAUGAGGGAGAAAAUCUACACCCCUCUGACAGUAGAGAGCGCUGUAGACGCCAGAGAUGCUGUUGCCAAGAUUCUGUACGCUCUGUUGUUCCACUGGUUGACUGAGAGGAUUAAUGGACAGGUGUACCCUCGACAUCACGCGCUGUCAAUAUCUGUACUGGAUAUAUAUGGCUUUGAGGACCUGUCUUUCAACAGCUUUGAGCAGCUCUGUAUCAACUAUGCUAAUGAGUCCCUGCAGUUCUUCUUCAAUAGGAUCGUCUUCAGACAGGAACAGGAGGAGUACAACAGGGAGCAGAUCCCGUGGCAGGACAUCCCGUUCAAUGACAACCAGGCCUGCAUCGACCUCAUCUCCUCUAAGCCCCACGGGAUACUGAAGAUCCUGGAUGAUCAGAGCUGUUUCCCCCAGGCGACAGACCACACCUUCCUCCAGAAGUGUCAUUAUCACCAUGGUAAUAACAAGAUCUACCUGAAGCCAAAGAUGCCCCUCCCAGAAUUCACCAUCAAACACUUCGCUGGCCCGGUCACCUACCAGGUUCACAAGUUUCUGGAUAAGAACUACGACCAGGUUGGACAGCAGAUCCUCGAUCUGUUCAGCCACAGCAAGAACAAGAUGGUGGCCAACCUCUUCCUGGUUCACGCGGAGGUCGUAGGUCAGCAUAGAGGUCAUGGCAGGAAGAGCAGCACGGUGACCCGGAGACACCAGCCCCCCACCGUCUCCACCAAGUUCACCCUGUCACUACUGGAACUGGUAGACAAGAUGGAGAGGUGCAACCCAUCGUUUAUACGCUGCAUUAAGCCAAACAGACAGAAGGAGCCAGGUGUGUUUGAGACGGAGCUGGUCGGCAGUCAGCUGAGGUAUUCUGGUAUCUUGGAGACCAUCAGGAUCCGGAGAGAGGGUUACCCUGUUAGACUGGCCUUCAACGUCUUCCUGUUCAGGGCCUACCAAGUAGGAGUUACCAAGCUGUUUCUGAAGGAGGAUGUGUACCAGUUGUUGGAGUCUAAGAGAGAGCGUGUCCGUCAGGUGGCGGCCCUCACCCUGCAGAGAUACACUCGCAUGUUCUUCGUCAGGAAACGGUACAAGGAGUUCAGAACCAAGAUCAUCAGACUACAGGCCUACUUUAGAGGCUUCCUCACCAGGAAGCGCUAUUUGAAGAUGAGAAAGAGUCUGGUCAAGUUCCGUUCUCUCAUCCACAUGUACGUCACCCGCAAGAGAUACAUCAAGGUGGCAGAGAGCUCCACUCUGAGUGGCAGAGAGCUCCACUCUGAGUGUCUAGCUCUGGUCCAGGCACCACACAUCCAGGAGGAGAACCAGCUGACUCUGCCGCUGGACAUCAACAACUACCCCUUCAGCCGCUACGCACAACUCUACUUCAGGGAGCCGAUGUUUGGGAUGCUAACGGUUCCCUUGGAGAAGACCUUGACGUGUACGGAUGAGGACCUCCGACAGGAAGCUCUGGAGCUGUUCGUUAUGGUGUUUAAGUGUUUAAGUAUCCUGAGGUUCAUGGGCGACCCCCACCUGAAUGGGGCUCAGGAGAACCUGUUUGGGAACUACAUAAUCCAGAGAGGACUGGCCAAUCAGGGCCUGCGAGACGAGAUCCUGGCUCAGCUGGCCAACCAGGUGUGGCGGAACCCUAACCAUGACAACGCAGAGAGAGGCUGGCUGCUGUUGCUGGGGUGUGUCUGCUGCUUCCCCCCCUCCGCCAGGCUGCACACACACCUGCUGAAGUUUGUGUCUGACCACGCCCCUGCUGGUUGCCGGGCGCUGCUGCAGCACCGGCUGAUCCAGGCCAAUCAGAAGUCCCGGCUGGUAUCAGGCUCCGCCCCUGAGACAGCACGCACCUAUCCACUGGCUCUGUUGGAGUGGACAGCCAAUAGGAAGAGGGCUAACAUGGUGCUGCAGGUGACCUGCUUCGACGGAGAAUCGUUCCUGUGUCCUGUCCAAUCCUGGACGAGUGGAGAAGACCUGGCUGGAGACAUCCUACGACACAGGGGAGUGGGUGAUUCGUGGAGGGGGUAUUCUAUACUGAUGAAGGAGUAUGGGCAGUGGGCGGAGCUAGCCGGUCAUGAUUACGUCAUGGAUCUGAUAUCAGACUUGGAGCUGCCGUCCGACUUCCCCAAACAGAAGAGUUUCUUCGUCAUCUCAGCUGAGGAUCCUAAUAGAGUUCGAACCAACGCCAGUCUGACUCUGUUUGGCAGUGGUUUUGACAGUGAUGAGGAGCUGCCCUUCCUCACCACCACCCAACCUGCGUACAGCCUGCCAGACUCUGAAGGAUACUCCAGCCACGUGGAGUCGGAUGUGUUCAGCGAUGGUCAGACUCAGAGAGGGGUGGAUCGCUACCUGGACAGCCUCUUCAACCCUGUGUUAUCAGACGGCAGCAAGGACCUGGACAAGCCAGCCAGUAUGACAGGCCGGAUGAAGGGAGGAGGAGGAAUAGGAGGAGGAGAGGAGGAGAGGGGUCAGGCCCCCGCCAGCAGACCAUACCCCCCAGGACUACAGCCCGGAGCUGUGCCAGUGCUUCCAGUGAUGGGAGGGAUGAUACCCCCUGUACCCACAAUGCCAAGCCCUUCCCACCAUCAGUACCACCAGCAGUACCAGCUUCCUGCCUCACCCCCUGCUGCCCGCCACCCCUACCACACCCAGCCUACCUCUCCUGCCUCACCCCCUGCUGCCCGCCACCCCUACCACACCCGGCCUACCGCUCCUGCCUCGCCCCCUGCUGCCCGCCACCCCUACCACACCCAGCCUACCUCUCCUGCCUCACCCCCUGCUGCCCGCCACCCCUACCACACCCAGCCUCCUGCUCUGGCUCCUUCAGCUCCCUCGACCACCACUGCUACACCCCCUGCUGCCCCUCCCCUUGCCAUGCCCCCCCUCCAUGGGAUGCCCCUCAUGCCUUCCAUGCCAGGCCUACCUCUGAUGCCAGGUGUGAUGUCAGGUUCUCCAGAACAGACAGGAAUGGCUCAGCAGCAACAGACCAUCAUCAACCAGCAAGCCAUCAUACUGGCCCAGCAGAUGACCAUGCAGGCCAUGGCUUUCCAGCAGCAGAUGUUGUCUUCCCUCCCCCUCGCCCCCCAGGCCCCGCCCACACAACCACCCCCCCGCACCUCCAGCCAUGAUGGCAGCACACCUCCCUAA
Molecule: messenger RNA, 3975 nt
Organism: Salvelinus fontinalis (brook trout)
Lineage: Eukaryota; Metazoa; Chordata; Actinopteri; Salmoniformes; Salmonidae
Product: unconventional myosin-XV-like
Exons: 38
Cellular component (GO): myosin complex; cytoskeleton
Molecular function (GO): cytoskeletal motor activity; protein binding; ATP binding
Source: RefSeq, a predicted model, not a curated record